Pediculus humanus corporis (human body louse) is the source of this 156-nucleotide messenger RNA. RefSeq lists its product as uncharacterized. Bases 1 to 156 code for a protein of 51 amino acids. NCBI's taxonomy places the organism in Eukaryota, Metazoa, Arthropoda, Insecta, Psocodea, Pediculidae. The transcript has 2 exons. The record is from RefSeq and is a predicted model, not a curated record.
AUGCCUUCGAAAAAGCAAUACGAUUUAGUGCAAAAUGACGAAAACGACACGAGAAUUCCACUUCAUCCAGAGGAAGCAUUCCAACACGGAAUUACAUUUCAAGCAAAGUUUCAUAAAUGUAAUUUUAUCACUACGAAAAACUGGAGUUUAGUUUAA